AUGUAUAUUUUGAUAUAUUGUGGUCUUGUCUUUGUUCCUAUAAUUUCUGCAAGUCACGGUGCACCAGUAAAAUCGUCUAAUCUUUGUGGUUAUGAUGCAUGUAACUUAGGUCAACCUGAUAAACUUAAUGUUCACAUUGUUCCACAUACUCAUGACGAUGUUGGUUGGCUAAAAACUGUAGAUCAAUACUAUUAUGGUGCUCGUAAUGAUAUUCAACAUGCUGCUGUUCAACAUAUUCUCGAUUCAGUCAUUCAAUCAUUACUUGAAAAUCCUGAUCGUCGUUUUAUUUAUGUUGAAAUAGCCUUUUUUUGGCGUUGGUGGCUAGAACAAACUGAACAAAUGCAAAAUACAGUCAAACAACUUGUUAAUGAAGGUCGCCUUGAAUUUGUUUCUGGUGGAUGGUCAAUGAAUGAUGAAGGCGUAACACAUUACAAUUCCAUAAUUGAUCAACAUAGUUUAGGUGCUGAAUUUUUACGUGAUCAAUUUGGAGAAUGUGGUCGACCAAAACUUGGCUGGCAAAUUGAUCCGUUUGGUCAUUCAAGACAAGUAGCAUCACUCUUUGCACAUAUGGGUUUUGAUGGAUUAUUUUUUGGACGAGUUGACUUACAAGAUUAUGCUGAACGAAAUAAAACAAAACUAAUGGAAAUGAUUUGGAAAGGAAGUCCAAAUUUAGGUGAAUCAAGUUGGCUUUUUACUGGUAUAAUACCAAGAACUUAUGGGCCACCAGAAUCGUUUUGCUUUGAUAUAUCCUGUGAUGAUGAACCUAUAAAAGAUGAUCCACAAUUGCAUGAUUACAAUGUACCAGAACGAGUUCAAGCAUUUAUCAAUGCUGCACAUAAUCAAGCUAUCAAUUAUGCUACAAAUCAUAUAAUGAUGACGAUGGGAAGUGAUUUUGAAUAUGAAAAUGCAAAUCAAUGGUAUAAAAAUUUGGAUAAAUUAAUUAAAUAUGUCAAUGCUCAGCAAACUAAUGGUAGUGAUGUCAAUAUUUUUUAUUCUACUCCAUCAUGUUAUUUAUAUGCAUUGAACAAAGUCAAUCGAACUUGGACAACGAAAACAGAUGAUUUUUUUCCAGUUUCACUUAAUCCACAUGGAAUUUUGACUGGUUAUUUUACUUCACGACCAGCAUUGAAACGAUAUGAACGUCAUUCUAAUAAUAUUCUUCAAGUAACAAGACAACUUAAUGUAUUUUCAAAUAUGACGCUACGUCAUGCUAUUUUCCCUUUAAGUGAAGCUAUGGGUGUUGCUCAACAUCAUGAUGCAGUUAGUGGAACAGAAAAACAACAUGUUGCUAAUGAUUAUGCUCAACGAUUAUCACAAGGCAUUGAUUCAGCGCUUUAUGUUAUUAAUGAAGCUUAUAAAAAAUUAUUAUUGAAAGAAAAUCAAUUAUUACCAGUACCAACUCAAUAUCUUUGUCAAUUAUCAAAUAUUAGUGAAUGUUUACCAAUUGAAGGACAAGAUAGUUUUACAUUAACAAUCUGGAAUCCAACUAUUCAACCAAUUGAGAAUAUGAUUCGAGUUCCAGUCACAAAGAAAUAUACAGUUCGAAGUCCAACAGGUGAAACGGUUCUAACUGAUUUUAUUCCAAUAUCUAUACCAAUAAAAAAUAUUCCUGGUCGAAUAAGUUCUGCUGAAUAUGAAUUAUUAUUUCGAACAUCGAUACCAGCACUUGGUUUUAAUACUUAUUAUUUUGAAGCAAAAAAUGAUGUAAUAAUGGAGAAACAAUCUACAAGAAGAGUAACAUAUAAUGAAGCAUGUAUACUUCAAAAUCAAUAUCUUCGAAUUGAAUUUGAUGAUCAAGGAAAUUUAAAUACUAUUACGAAUCGAGAUAAAAAUAUUAUAUUACCAUUUUCUGCCCAAGGUCUUUAUUGGUAUACAAGUUUUCAGGGUAAUAAUACUCGUCCAGAAUUUCAAUCAUCAGGUGCUUAUUACUUUCGACCAUUAACAUCAAGUCCAUUACCAGUGAGCAAUACACGUAAUAUAACAUGCACAUAUACGAAUCAAGUACAAAUAGCAUUAAUUAUUUAUAAUGAAUGGACUUCUCAAGAAAUAAGACUUUAUGAUGGAGUUCGAAAUAUUGAAAUUGAAUGGAUCGUUGGCCCAAUACCCAUUGAAGAUAAUAUCGGUAAAGAAAUAAUUAUGCGUUAUGAUACAGAUAUUCAAAGCAAUAGAACAUUUUAUACGGAUGCUAAUGGACGUGAAGUAUUAGAACGGAAAAGAGAUUAUCGACCUUCUUGGAAUUAUACUGUAUAUGAAAGUGUUAGUGGAAAUUAUUAUCCAAUUCCAAGUCGUAUUUGGAUUAAAGAUAAUCAACGACAAUUAAUAAUACUUACCGAUCGAUCAGAAGGUGGUUCAAGUAUGCAUGAUGGUUCUAUUGAACUUAUGCUUCAUCGUCGAACACUUUAUGAUGAUUCUCUAGGUGUCGGUGAACCGAUCAAUGAAACUGCCUAUGGUAAAGGUCUUGUCGUAUGUGGCAAACAUUAUUUACUUCUUGAAACACCAGAAUCAAGGGCUUCUUAUCAUCGUAGUACUGCUCAACGUCUUUUUAUGAGUCCUAUUGGUACAUAUGCAUUACCAAAAGUACCUUAUGCAAAUUAUUCAAAUAGUUAUCGUCAAACAUGGUCAGCUUUGACUGAACCAUUACCAUAUAAUAUUCAUUUACUCACAUUGGAUCAAUUAUCAUCAAAAGUAUAUCUUAUACGAAUUGAACAUUAUUUUGAAUUAAAUGAAGAUACAACUUUUUCUAAAGAAGUUCAAGUUGAUUUACAAAUAUUAUUUAAUAGAUUAGGUAAAAUAAUUGAUUUCGUUGAAUUAACACUUGGAGGUAAUUUACCAUUGAAUGAAAUGAAACGACUUGUUUGGAGAACAGAUAAUAAUGAAUCAUCUAAUUGGAAAUCAAACGAUUCGAAUUUAUUAAAGAGUACAAUCGUUACAAUCAAUCCUAUGCAAAUUAAAACUUUUCAAGUUACAUUGCAAUAA
This is a messenger RNA of Rotaria sp. Silwood1, 2976 nucleotides long. Lineage: Eukaryota; Metazoa; Rotifera; Eurotatoria; Philodinida; Philodinidae. The record is from the annotation of a GenBank genome assembly.